Colletotrichum truncatum is the source of this 2262-nucleotide messenger RNA. Its product is annotated as tol protein. Lineage: Eukaryota; Fungi; Ascomycota; Sordariomycetes; Glomerellales; Glomerellaceae. The record is from RefSeq and is a predicted model, not a curated record.
AUGGCUGCGACAAUAUCCUUCACUCGCAGACUGUUCUCCAACAGAAAAGAUCCGGGUCCCGACAAGAAGCCAGAAGAGCAAGACGUCUUCGUGAUGUUUCCUGAUGGCGACAGCUCCGCAACAAACAGCCAACCAACCGGUUUCUCGCUCCUGAGGCGAUCUUUCGUUCCAUCGCUCUCCAUAUCAGGCAAGCGAUUCAGCACACCUCCACCUUCCUCAGUCAAGACUAUCCCCAACCGGUGCCAGAUAUGCCGUAGUCUGGACAUCUGGCAGGCCACGGAGCGCCUUCCGGGAUACACGCUUUCUGCUCUCGUAGAUGGUGUUGUGCUUGCCAGAAUUGGGGCUUUCGAGGAAUCCCAAGACUGCGAUUUGUGUCAGCUUUUCUCUAGGCUGUACAUAGAGGCUGAUGCAUGGCCAUCUGGCUUUGUUCACACGGCCGAACUGCGUGCUUUCCCCCUGAUUCCGCACAUCGCACUGCAAUCUCACAGGCAAGGAUUCUGGAAAGGGGACAAGCAGUACUUGUUCGAAUCGGAUGAUUUGACGGACUACUUCCUUGCGGUCGUUCCAUCCGACUUCACCCAUACAGGCGACAGGGAUAACUCGCUGCUUGAAAAGCUGAUAUCCAAACAGGGCCUGGUAAUGUGGCAUCGAGAAGUGCAGAGGAAUACACGACUGAUCUCUCCGCGAAUUGUUGCACCUCAGUUCAACCCACGAGUCGUUCUAGAGUGGCUGGACUGCUGCGCGAAGCACCACCCGACUUGCUACCGUGGACAGGGCGCUCUGUCCGACAUGCAACUUAUCGACUGCGAGAGUCGAAGUGUCGUCACGGUGAAUUCUUUACCGACUGACAAGGCCCCUGAAUAUGUGGCUCUGAGCUAUGUAUGGGGUAAAGGUACCUGUAGCCUCUUGGAGUUUACAGAUACGGGCAUGUCACUACCCAAGAGUUUACCCCAAGUGGUUGAGGAUGCAAUGAAAGUAACGGUUGCACUCGGCUUCCGCUACAUUUGGGUCGAUAAGUAUUGUAUCAAUCAGCAUGACAGCAGCAAAAAACACGAACAGAUCAUGCACAUGGACUUUGUGUAUCAAAAUGCUGUGCUCACCAUAAUCGCCGCGGCCGGAGAGGACGAAACAAAUGGCCUGCCUGGAAUAUCAACCGAGCGACAGUCACGGCAAAGCUUUUUCCCUCAUGAGCGAUUCAAUCUUCGCUCAGCCCUUCCUUCCCCUCAGCAAAGUAUUCUGAAUUCCCGGUGGGCGACGAGAGGCUGGACAUAUCAGGAAGCUGUCUUGUCGAGCCGACGUCUCAUCUUUACUCAAGAUCAGCUUUACUUCGAAUGUGGUUCCAUGCAUUGCCACGAAAGUCUGCGCAUAUCGUUCGAUACCUUCUAUCGAAAGCGGAGGUCCCACCUUGACGACUACAUCAGUCGUUCGCUCUUUGGGUCAGAGUAUCUAACAAAUCAAUCCUUGUCCUAUGACGAGGCAUCCAGACUGGACAAGUUCCUCGCCUACACACAGUGCGCCGAGCAGUAUUCAAAACGUUUAUUGAGCUUCGACGAAGAUACCUUCAACGCCUUCAGUGGUAUCAUCAAGAGACUGGAAUCAGCAUCGGACUUCUCCGUCCGCCAAAUAUGGGGAGUUCCCUUUUACCACCCGAAAGACGACAUUCUGGCACCUGUUGGGAGUACGGACUAUUCAGAAUAUCUUAUGGCCGCCCUCUCGUGGAAGCAUGAAUUAUACAAGCCCACUCGCAGGCGUAAACAAUUCCCUUCCUGGUCUUGGAUGGGAUGGGAAGGCUCUGUGGCCUGGCCAGUACCCCUCGAUGCCCAGAGCCUGACGAGCCUGGAGGGAGUUGGCCUGGCUAGCACGCAGCUGUACCUUGAAGAUGGCACCACGUUAUGUUUGUCUGAUCUUGACCCCAGAAAUCCCGGUCAGAACUUCUCCCAGCCGAAAGCUCUUCUCAUCAACACUUUCUCUGUGCCCCGGACAGCCUUCAUAUCCAAUGCUUCUGGCUACAGCAUGCGACUUGCUAACGGCGGAGAAGUUCGGCUGUACCCUAGCAAGGAAGGCCUGGACGCAUCCAAGGUGUUCAAGAGAAUACAAACUGGGCGUUACGAGGCUAUCAGGCUGGGUACAGUCAAUGGUGAUGCGUACAUGAUGCUGAUCAAGUGGUAUCGCAACUCAGCAUAUCGCAUCGGCACGUUGGUGGCCAGCAAGUUCUACCUGACGUAUUACACUUCAGUGGCAAGAACCUUCAAGAUCAAGUAG